UACGACGUUUGCAACUCAGCAAACUCAGGACGCUACUGGAAAAGCUACGUGGAGCAAGAGAUGAGGAGCAAGAACUACGAGAGAGUUGAAAAGCUGUUUCAACGAUGUCUGAUGAAAGUGCUCAACAUUGACCUAUGGAAGUGCUACCUAGCCUACGUCAAGGAGACUAAGGGUCUAUCGUCAUACAGAGAGAAGAUGGCCCCGUAUGACUUUGCCUUGGAUAAGAUGGGAAUGGACAUCUUUUCGUAUCCCAUCUGGAACGACUACAUCAACUUCUUGAAGGGAGUUGAAGCAGUAGGUUCAUACGCUGAGAACCAGAGGAUCACUGCCGUGAGGCGUGUGUUCCAACGGGGUAUCGUCAAUCCAAUGUCAAACAUCGAGGCUCUGUGGAAAGACUACAACAACUAUGAAAAUGGUAUCAAUAUUAUGAUAGCCAAGAAGAUGAUUGAAGAUAGGAGCAGAGAUUACAUGAAUGCCAGGAGGGUUGCCAAGGAGUACGAAGCCAUCACCAAGGGUCUCAACAGGAACAACCCCUCGGUCCCUCCGACGGGUACAGCGGAAGAGGCCAGGCAGAUUGAACUCUGGAAGAAGUACGUCAACUGGGAGAAACAGAACCCUCUCAGGACGGAGGAUCAGAUGCUCAUCACCAAGAGAGUGAUGUUUGCCUUUGAGCAGUGUCUGUUGUGUCUUGGCCAUCACCCCGAUGUCUGGUAUGAGUUUGCUCUCUAUCUGGAGAGCGCUAGCAGAAUCUUCACAGAGAAGGGGGACAUGAACAGUGGUAAGGUGUACAGUGAUGAAGCAGCAGCGGUCUACGAGAGAGCCAUCUCCACCAUCAUGAAGAAGAACUACCUCACUUACUUUGCGUAUGCUGAUUUUGAAGAGGGAAGGAUGAAGUACGAAAAAGUUCACAACAUCUACUCAAGGAUGCUGGCUCACGAAGAUGUUGACCCAACUCUGGUUUAUGUGCAGUACAUGAAGUUUGCCCGUCGAGCUGAAGGCAUCAAGGCCGCCAGGACGGUGUUCAAGAAAGGCAGGGAGGACCCGAGGAGCAAGUACCAUGUCUACGUAGCGGCGGCACUCAUGGAGUACUACUGCAGCAAGGAUUCUCAAGUAGCAUUCAAGAUCUUUGAGCUCGGUCUCAAGAAGUACGGCAAUGUCCCUGAGUACAUCUUAGCCUACGUGGACUACCUCUCUCAUCUCAAUGAGGAUAAUAACACAAGGGUUCUGUUUGAGAGAGUUCUCACAUCAGGGAGCCUCCCACAAGAACAGUCUGGAGAGACAUGGCUACGAUUUGAAGACUUCGAGUCAACGUGCGGAGAUCUUGCCAGUAUCAUCAAGGUUGAGAAGAGGAGACAGACGAUCUUCAAGACUGAGUACAAAGAUCGUGAGACUAGUCUCUUAGUGGACAGAUAUAGGUACCUAGAUCUCUUCCCAUGCAACCCUUCUGAACUCAAAGCUCUCGGCUAUAAGGAUCUUAGGCAAUCGAACAGGGCCCUCCAAAUCUUGAUUAAUCCCGUCCACACGGAACAUAGUCAGGGAACAGAGGAAGGCGCCGAGGCUGCAGGGGAGAGCAAGCAAGAAGAGAUUUGUAGACCUAGUCUGGACCAGAUGCUACCAUUCAGGCCCCGGGUCGCACCAAUGCCUGGCUCGCACCCCGUCCCUGGAGGGGAAUUCCCCCUGCCGCUGUCUGCCUCUAUGGUCCUGACCAAGCUACCCCCUCCUCAGAGCUUUCAGGGUCCCUUCGUGAAGGUCGACGACCUCAUGAGGUUAAUAGCCGAAUGCAGAAUACCUGAGCUAUCCCAGGAGUCUGUACCUAUCCCCAACGGCAUGGACCAGGACGAUAGCCAGGGCGAGACGGACCUGAAGCGCAAACGAGGCGGCGGCACGGGCACGGCUAGCAAGCAAGCCGACGAGGACUCCGAUGACGAGGAUGCAUCCCAUCAUGCACCACGCCAUGAUAUCUACCGCAGCAGGCAGCAGAAGAGAGUCAAAUGAGUUCCUAUUGUUAAGGGGUUUGUUUGACUGCAGUAGCAUGAUCAUGCCUCAAUGCAAAACUCAUCUCCUGUCUGAUUGGUCAGUUCCUACUGAUCAUGCUUUCAUGUCAUGACCUCCUUUCCUCUUUUAAAGCCUUUCAUCACCAUGAUGAUUGACCUGCUGGUUUUUGAUUGGCUGCAGUAGCAUGAUCAUGCCUCGAUGCAAAACUCAUCUCCCGUCUGAUUGGUCAGUUCCUACUGAUCAUGCUUUCAUGUCAUGAUUUCAAUUUCAUGGUGCCAAGUUUGUCAGUAGAAGGAAGGACUAUAUUUUGUUACUGUUUGAAAGCGGAAGGAUUUUUGACAGUAUUUGAUGAAUAUAAUAGGAUGGAGGAAAGAGAAGUGUUUUCACCUAUAACAGGCUGGACAAGAAACUAAAGAAGUCACACCUAUUUCACAUUGCGAUUUGCAUCAUGAAGAUGAUGAGAGGAACAGUUAACAUGUGAGGACCGUUCAGCUGUUGCUGUUGAACAGUUGUCAGCAGCAGUUGGCAAAAUAUUACUUGCGCCAUAUCAUUAUUUGAAUGUCGGUUACAGAUCACUCCUGGGGGUGUUUCACAAAGCCUUUUCUCAAUGACAAAUGAGACAAAUCUGCUGAUGACCAAUCAGUUGCUUAUAACAGAAACUGUGAUUUGUCACUGAUGACAAGUUUUGUGAAACACCCCCAGUAGUAAGUCAUAUGUCGACAUGUAGUGCAAAAAGGAAUAUCUGUCUACAAACAAAGAUGAACAUAUUCUGGUGAAAAGAUCAACCUUAGUCAUCAAGACAUCUGUGCGUUUUUUCUCACUCCAAACAAUAAUAAUACCCAAAUCGCUUGUUCUUAUGCCAAUAAUCAUUUUCUAUUUGCCAUUUGUUGUUAUUUGUAUUAUGGACAUAUAACCGUUAGGAAGCUAGAAUAGCACUUACCCAUAGCAUCUAGAUCCGAGUUACAUAUCACGCUUUCAGAUUUUAGCAGACAAUAACUAGUCAAGAUUACGGUAAGCACGAUUUUUCAAAAGCACCCACUUUUGACAUACAGUUAUUAGACGAUUUAAAAUAAUGCAUGUUGAUUAAAAGGCACGUCACUGAAGAACAUGUCUGUCUUCUAGUUACAGUAAAAUUCAAAUUCAAAACAGAAAAAAAUGUUAGUAUUUUUUUUGAAACAUUUAUAAAGCUGCAGCUAUAAGCAUCUCCCAAGAAGUGAUGAUCAGGGGGGCAUUUCACAAAACUUGUCAUCAGUAACAAAUGACAGUUUUUGUUACAAGCUACUGAAAUCCUUGCUUCUGAUUGGUUAUCAGCAGAUUUGUCAGUGAUUUUUGUCAUUUGUCAUUGAAAAAAGACCUUGUGAAACACACCCCAAGUUUUAGUUGACCUUACCAAUGUCUCAUUGCAUUGUGCCUUUAGAGGUAGUUAUGAUAUUUUGUUAUUAUUUUCACACAUUAAUUCAUGUUGCAUUCACAAGCUUUACAAUGAUUGUCAUGUUCCCUUAGACCCUUUCAAUGUUGAUGGUAUGAAACUAGAUGAAAAUUUUCAUACCCAAUGGUAUCUCAUCUCUCUCUCUCUCCUGUAUGUUUUUUUUGCUGUCUGCGAAGUCAAGCGGCAGAAGGGUUUUAAACCUGUCCACCUUUUAACCAAUGAAAUUAUUUUGAUGGAAUAUGAAUAUACACACUUUCUGUUUACAUUAUUUUUAUUUUGUUCGAAUGUGGAUGCAGCGAUUGAAUGCAGUUUACACUUAAUUUCGUAAUUUCUCAUCAAUUUUCUGAUUUCUGUUUGUAUUAUUUGAUAUUGACUGCAGGUCCAUCUAUUUUGUAGGAACAUGUUUUCGUCAGUAAUAUGUAUUUGCCCAUGUGACUCUAUGCGUUCCAUUGUGUAUAUAUUAAAAACAUAAAUAUGUAUGUUUUUUACUUAAUAAAGCAAACAAAAAA
This is a messenger RNA of Strongylocentrotus purpuratus (purple sea urchin), 3933 nucleotides long. It is a transcript of the gene cstf3, whose product is annotated as cleavage stimulation factor subunit 3. Gene Ontology annotation, molecular function: mRNA binding; protein binding. Gene Ontology annotation, biological process: mRNA 3'-end processing. The record is from RefSeq and is a predicted model, not a curated record. NCBI's taxonomy places the organism in Eukaryota, Metazoa, Echinodermata, Echinoidea, Camarodonta, Strongylocentrotidae. Gene Ontology annotation, cellular component: nucleus.